This is a messenger RNA of Caenorhabditis remanei, 774 nucleotides long. RefSeq lists its product as uncharacterized. Lineage: Eukaryota; Metazoa; Nematoda; Chromadorea; Rhabditida; Rhabditidae. The coding region runs from base 1 to 774 and encodes 257 amino acids. The transcript has 4 exons. The record is from RefSeq and is a predicted model, not a curated record.
AUGGAUGUUCUCUAUGACGAGUGGUUACGCCCACUUUACGUAUGCAACGUCUACACAGUCUUCGUUUUCGGCGUCGCUGAAGUUCUGUAUUUGUUGCUGAAAAACGAGGAGACGAUCAUGUUCAAGCUCAAAUGCAACGAGUUCAUCAGCACGAUUUCGAUGUGUGCGUGUCACUUCUCCGAAGCGGUUCUCUUCAAAAACUACGACUUCAUUGCAAUGUUCAUCGCCAUCAUAAUUGACAUGACAGUCUGCCGACAUCUGAAUCGUGGAGACGCCGAGAAUCCGAUACUUCCGAUGCUUCUUCUGGAAGAGGCACUCUACAAGAUCGAUUUUCAGCUUAAUAUUCCAAUUUUCUUCCAGCUACCGCCUCCGCUCGUCGCUCUCUGUGAGUUCUUCAGCUGCUUCUUGCUUCGAUUGAUUCUGGGACUUUUCGCUGCUCCACAACGUCAAAAGUAUAUUCCAGUCGUGUUUGCGGUCUUCUUCGUCGCUGGUCAAUACAUUAUCGGAGUGCCUGGGGCUCACCCAAUGUUCGGCGCCUCCCGUUUCACAAGUUGUGCAUUUGUCCAGCCUGACUCUUUUACGAUUUACUGUGUGAACUAUCUGUUCGCCACGUACGCUGGUUGGAUGGCCGCCUCGCUGCUUUGCACAACGCCGUUGAGAUCAAUGUGGAGACUGAAGCUCGAGCGUGAGACUGCUGAAAAGGAGGAAGCUGAACGACUCGCCGCUGCAGCUAGCAGAAACCGUGGGAGAAGAAAUAAUAGGAGAAAUUAUUAA